AAAAAUUCCCCUCCACUAGGUAUUUUGGUCUGUUGAACUCUAAGACGACCUAGGGUUUUGCUUUCUUGGGAGAAAGAAGAAGAAGAUGAUCGAGGUGGUGCUGAAUGAUCGGUUGGGGAAGAAGGUGAGAGUGAAGUGCAACGAAGACGACACCAUCGGUGACUUGAAGAAGCUCGUGGCGGCCCAGACUGGGACUCGAGCUGAGAAGAUUCGGAUUCAGAAAUGGUACAAUAUCUACAAGGAUCAUAUUACUCUGAAGGAUUACGAAAUCCAUGACGGCAUGGGCCUCGAACUCUACUACAAUUAGUUAAUGCAGGCAUGGAAAGCCAUACUGCUGGCUUUGCUACCGCUACCUCGGUAGCUCAAUGUUGUUGUAUGGCGCUGCCUGUGUAAUUUGUAACAUAAGAAGCAUACAUUGAUGACUGUUUCGGAAUAAAACUCGGUUUGGGACCUCAUGUAAUACACAAUCAAACUGCCUAUUUGGUGAUAUUAUAUGUGGUAACUUCAAUUAACUUUA
Messenger RNA from Cucurbita pepo subsp. pepo (vegetable marrow), 517 nucleotides. Its product is annotated as ubiquitin-like protein 5. Gene Ontology annotation, molecular function: protein binding. The record is from RefSeq and is a predicted model, not a curated record. Gene Ontology annotation, biological process: protein modification process. Lineage: Eukaryota; Viridiplantae; Streptophyta; Magnoliopsida; Cucurbitales; Cucurbitaceae.